AAAACACGGGGGUGCCAUACUGUCAUUUAUUGCGUACUUUCUUCCUCGUUUGCAACACCCAUCACUUGUCAAUGUUCCAUGCUUGCCCCCACAAAAGUUGAUGCUGCCCUUGGCGCCAUUUUCCUCUUCCUCCUCGCCAAAUUGGCCACCAGGAAGCGGAAUCGUGGCCGUCUACCACCCGGCCCAAGAGGGUUACCCUUGAUUGGCAAUUUACUGGAUGUACCAUCCAAGAACGUCUGGUUCACCUUCGUCGCCUUGGGCAAGAAAUACGGCGACAUAUCUUCGUUUACAAUACUGGGACAGCGAUUCAUCAACAUCAACUCAGCAGAGGUAGCGCAGGAUCUCACCGAGAGGCGCGGCACCCAAUAUGCGACGCGCAUGCGUUUCAUCAUGGGCGGUGAGCUGUGUGGAUGGGAUAAGACCCUCGUCGUGAGCCCCUACGGCGGCCGCUGGCGCACGUACCGGAAAUAUUUUCAUCAAGAGAUAGGCACUCGACUGAGCUUUGACGAGUUCACGCCCUUCGUUGCGUACGGGACCUUGCAAAUGGUUCAUGCCAUCUUGGACAACCCUGAUAAUUUAGAGUACCACGUACGAAGGGCCGCUGCGGCCACCAGUCUCCGUAUAUCCCAUGGAUACGAUGUCGCAGAGCAAGGACGCGACCCACUCGUUGAACUUGCGGACAAGGCAUUGAGCCAGCUUUCUGAGGCGACUGCGACGGGAGCUUACCUCGUUGACGUCAUGCCGAUCCUCAGGUACAUCCCAUCCUGGGUUCCCGGUGCCGGGUUCCAGAAGACGGCAAAGUUUUACGCCAGGACUCUUAAUAAUGUCGUCGACCGUGCACACUAUUUUACCAAGGGGCAGAUGGCGGCGGAGAGUGCUCCAAAGUCAUUCACCAAACGAGUACUCGAGAGCAGCGACGGGACGCAUGAGGAAGAAGAACUUGUCAAGUGGGCAGCGGCCUCAAUUUAUCUUGGUGGCUCUGAUACAACCGUCUCGGCAAACUAUGCCUUCUUCCUUGCCAUGACCCUCUACCCCGAGGUACAGAAAAAGGCACAGGCCGAACUGGAUACAGUCGUUGGCACGGACAGACUCCCCACUCUUUCUGAUCGGGGUUCGCUCCCGUAUCUCGAGGCAGUAGUCUCGGAGGUGCUCCGAUGGAACGUGGUCGGUCCACUCACUGUACGAACAGUGGACAAGGACGAGUUCUACGGCGACUAUCACUUCCCAGCUGGGUCCAAUGUGAUCUUCAAUAUCUGGAGCUACCUACACGACGAACGGGUGUAUCACAAACCGAUGGAGUUCAUUCCGGAGCGUUUCAUUGGCGCUAAUCCAGAAACAGAUCCCCGACACGCGUGUUUUGGCUUUGGAAGGAGAAUAUGUCCUGGUCAACAGCUAGCCGAAGCAUCCGUCUGGCUUACAUGCGCCCUCUCCCUGGCGGCUCUCAAGAUAUCCAAAGCCCUUGACGAGAAUGGUCUGGAAAUCACACCUAAGUUUGAAACGGUUGGUGGGUCCAUAACUCACCCCGCGCCCUUCAAAUGCGCAAUCACUCCUCGGACUGAAUCAGUACGGCCUUUAGUGCAGAAAAACGUUGAGCUGCUUCGACCGUGAUCAACAUUACCCGCGAACUUUUUUCAGUAAUAUUUGCAAACAAGAAUUUAUCCUUCUAUGUCUUUCUAGUUUUCACCUUGCUUGAUACCCUGUUAUAAACAUACCUUGCUGUCAUUCUGGAUUUCUUUCUUGCUUUACCUUUGCUUGUCUGCAUUUAUGCUUGUGUUUUGUAUCA
Coniophora puteana RWD-64-598 SS2 is the source of this 1783-nucleotide messenger RNA. Its product is annotated as cytochrome P450. Lineage: Eukaryota; Fungi; Basidiomycota; Agaricomycetes; Boletales; Coniophoraceae. The coding region runs from base 79 to 1608 and encodes 509 amino acids. Gene Ontology annotation, molecular function: oxidoreductase activity, acting on paired donors, with incorporation or reduction of molecular oxygen; iron ion binding; heme binding. The transcript has 10 exons. The record is from RefSeq and is a predicted model, not a curated record.